AUGGCCAAACCGCCCAUCUCCACAGUGGAACUUGUCAAUGCUGGAAUGUCAGUGGCGGAUCAGCGGCAGCACAUGGAAGAUGGACAUGCUUGGCGCGAAGGUUUGCUAUAUCCUUUGCACUGCGUCUGGCCUAUGGGAUUUUCUUGGUCUUCUUACAUAGCCCAAGAAGAGAUGCUGAGCGUUUGUCAAGAUGCUGGCAUACCAACUUCAUCUCUCUUGGCUUGUGAUUGCGUGACACCUACAUCGUUUGAGCUUGUUGCUGCGGUGGCCACCGAUGAUGUCAUGAUUUUCAGCGACGCUGGCCCUGGUACCACCUGUGAAGCAGCAAGAGCUUUCGAUGCAGCGAUGGAUGCACGAUGCGCAGUCCGAAAUCUUAAGAAGGACGUUGACGACGCGCUCUGUGGUACCUGUGUCGGGGUUGACUUAGUAGACGGAUACUUUCUGGAUGUGCCGGGGGGACGCUACUUGGCCAUGAUUCUGACAUUUCUGCACCUGCACAGAUGCAGGGUGGGCACGCCGCGGCAGGUCCACCAGCUCUUUGGGGUGCUGCAAUGGUUUGACCUCCUGAUCAGGCCAAAGCUAUCCGUUUACAGUGCCAUCUAUGAUUUCACGAUCAGUGACAGUCCUGAUGCUGUACCGCUGCCUGAGCGGGUGUUGGCGGAGCUGGCGUGCAGCCUCUGUCUGGGCAUGUUUUGGCGCUGCGACUUGAGAAGGCGUUUUUUGCCGAUGCUUGGUGCAACAGAUGCCAGCUUAUCCUAUGGUUUGGGGGCAAGCAUUGUGCGUGCCUCGGAAGAAAUGGUCCGAACGGUUGCUCGCUGGGCUGAAAAGCAAGGGGCUUUUGUAGUUAUGGACGGUGAUGCUGCGAAAAGUUUGAGCGCUGAGCGGAUGCUGGAGGCACGGUACCUCAAUUUGAAGCUUGAGCACUUUUCCGACAUCUUCAGUGUUCGCUCCAAAUUUCCUGCACACAUCAACGUCCUGGAAGGUGAGGCAUUCGUGCUUUUCUUGAAGUGGCUUCUGCGGUCCACCAAGCACCACUCGACAAGAGUUGUUGUUCUGCUUGACUCUGCAGUUUUUCUGGGCGCGGCCGCGAAAGGGAGGUCAUCUUCACAGUUGAACAGGCUGUUGCGGAAGGUCGCUUCUCUGGCGAUGGCUGGAAAUCUUCAGCUGCAUUUUAUCUUUGUCCCCUGCAGCGAAAAUCCAGCGGAUUUCCCCUCGCGUGGCAAGAAGAGGCCUUGGGGGCGUCCAGACAUUCCACACUGGAUCGUGACCUUGAGCCCGAUUUCCAUGCAUUUGGAUGCGGAGGUUGGAGAAUUGCUCAAGCCCUUCGAGGUGCACAAGAUGAGCAGGGUGUCUGCAAAGGAGCUGUUCCGCCGGGGCGCCGAAGUGCCGCUGAUCGGAGCGCGGGUCGCGCCGGCGCCUUCCCGUCGGUGCAAAGGCUUGGACUGGGCGGGAGUAGAGCAUCCAGUUUGCCCGGUAUGGCAAGGCGCCUGGGCAGCCGCUGCGGCAGCAACUUGUAGGUGCAUCCUUUUGGACACUCGUCAUCAGCUGCAGCGUGGCCCCAUCCAGUCUCACUUAACGGCACGGAACGGCUGUGCCACGGCCCAGCUGCACCGGCUGUGCCACGCCAUGACGGUCGAGCGACGAGAGCUAAAGGGAACAUCUACAGCGAUGGUGCAAAGCUACCCAGUGAAGGCCCAGAAGCAUGGCGACUGUCAGAUGGUUGAGUCGCUCACCGGCUCUGAACUUCGCAGAAUCAUCCGGGAUCGACUUCCAUCGAAACCUGGAGCAAGAGUCGCUGUGAUGAAAGGAACUCAAAAGCUGUCAUUAUCGAAGGCUUUGGCGCAAGAAGGGCGGCUGGCACAAGGGGAACCAACAACUUUGUCCUACACCUAUGAGGUGGCUAGCUUGCACGAGGCUUGGAGAUGCCUCCAAGGUCACCCUGUGGAAGAUGAGUUGAUGGCUCUUGAGGGGGUACUGCAGCUGCAAGGGCUGGCUAAGGAAACUCCGCUGAGUAGCCUUGUCAACCUCACGUGCCUUGCCUUUGAAGGGUUCGAGCAGAGCCUAGAGGGAGUGGCUUUGCCCAACAGGUGCGAAAACGAAGAGAAGUGGCGUCGCAUUUGGGAGGAAGAACGAGAGCAGAUGCAGAAAGCUGAAGCAGAAGCGAUGGCCAAGAUGGCCCAGCUCCAGAACGCUGAAGGUGGCCACGGUGGUUCUGUCCCACCCAGCCGACCGCUGACCGGUUCAGCGGGCUCGGCCAAAUCUCGUCAGAGUGCGGCAAUCAAAGCGAUGUGA
Messenger RNA from Durusdinium trenchii, 2292 nucleotides. Lineage: Eukaryota; Dinophyceae; Suessiales; Symbiodiniaceae. The record is from the annotation of a GenBank genome assembly.